Lethenteron reissneri (Far Eastern brook lamprey) is the source of this 1458-nucleotide messenger RNA. RefSeq names its product mucin-2-like. The record is from RefSeq and is a predicted model, not a curated record. Lineage: Eukaryota; Metazoa; Chordata; Hyperoartia; Petromyzontiformes; Petromyzontidae.
CUCACCACCAUCACUAUCACCACCACCCUCACCACCACCACCACCAUCACCACCACCCUCACCACCACCACCCUCACCACCACCACCCUCACCACCACCACCCUCACCACCACCACCCUCACCACCACCACCCUCACCACCAUCACAACCCUAACCACCAUCAUCAUCACCACCACCCUCACCACCCUCACCACCACCACCAUCACCACCACCCUCACCACCACCACCACCCUCACCACCACCACCCUCACCACCACCACCACCCUCACCACCACCACCACCCUCACCACCACCACCACCCUCACCACCACCACCACCACCACCACCACCCUCACCACCCUCACCACCACCACCCUCACCACCAUCACCACCCUAACCACCAUCAUCAUCAUCACCACCACCACCACCACCCUCACCACCACGGUCACCACCAUCACACCACCCUCACCACCACCACCACCAUCAUCACCACCACCACCACCACCCUCACCACCACCACCACCACCCUCACCACCACCACCACCACCCUCACCACCACCGUCACCACCACCACCGUCACCACCACCCUCACCACCACCACCCUCACCACCACCAUCACCACCCUCAUCACCACCAUCACCCUCACCACCACCACCACCACCCUCACCACCAUCAUCAUCACCACCACCAUCACCACCACCCUCGACAACAACCACAAACACAACAACAACAACAAACACAACAACAACAACCACAACAACCACAACAACAACAACAAACACAACAACAACAAACACAACAACAACAACAACAACCACAACAACAACAAAAAACACAACAACAAACACAACAACAACAACAAACACAACAACAACAACCACAACAACAACAACAACCACAACAACAACAAACACAACUACCACCACAACCACCGCAACCACCGCUACCACCACCACCGCCGCCACCACCGCCACAACAACCACCACUACCACCACUACCAUCGCUACUACCACUAACACCACAACCACCGAUAUCACCACUGCCACCACCACUACCACCACAACUACCGAUACACCACCACUACCAGCAGCACCACCAUCACCACCAUCACCACCACUACCAUCACCACCACCAUCACCAUCACCACCAUCACCAUCUCUACCACCACCAUCACCACCACUACCAUCACCACCAUCACCACCACCAUCACCACCAUCACCAUCUCUACCACCACCCACCACCAUCACCAUCACCACCAUCACCAUCUCUACCACCACCAUCACCACCACUACCAUCACUACCACCACCAUCACCACUAUCACCAUCACCACUAUCACCAUCACCACCACCACUAACACCACCACCACCAAACUCACAUCCUCCACUCUCUCACACACCCCAACAUCACCUUGGUUCAGGCUCAGGGGCCACGCUGCGGAGUUCCAUGGGGCUCAGGGAGUUCACGUGCGGGGGGGGUGA